GGUAGCUGAGACAUGCCCUGGCUUUCAGGAAGCCUUUCAAACUGCACUGCAACCUGUGAAAUAACUGGUCAAUGAAAGAUUCAGAAGGGUGCAGUUGAAGGGAGAGGGGAUUGAGACGCAUCAAGCAGCAUCAGAUGAACAGAUCAAAGAAAUCAUGAAUGUCCUGUCUAUCAUUGACAGUGACCUGACAGGCCACAGUGCAAUGUCAAUGCAAACAAAGGACUUGGCAAAGUAUGGAAAGUUGUCUGACUUUCUGAAGACACAUACAAAACAAACACACUAUACAUUUCAAGUCAAGAAGUGCACUGAAUCAGACUGCUUUGUCUGCAACCUAUGCCCACCACGACUACCAGCUGAUGUCUUCGAGACCAUGGCCUUUCUACCGGAUCCAACCCUGGAUAUUUCCCGAGAGCACUACAAGGAGUUUGCUGAAGUGUAUGGGUGCUGUACAAGUGAAGAGGACAGGCCAUCUCUCAAAGCCCCAAAUGAGAAGAAUGAGACAGACAAGAAAAGGAGGAGUCUCCUAGUAGCUGGAAAGGUUCGGAUGGCUAUCAGUUGUGCGUUGUGCUUGAAACCAAGAUGCGUAUACAGUCAAUGUAAACUGAAGAGAGAAGAGGAGGGAGCGGUACGGCGGUUGAAGAGCAGCAAAGUGUAUACGUGUGGCAACAAUCUGUUUGAAGAAGGAGGGAGGUACCAUGACACCAUUGUGGCAAGGGUUGCUGUGAACUGCACAUCCCCAGUAGAAGCCACAUACUACAGCAGCACACUUGUGUCAUUCCCUGCAUGUUGCUUCCACUGUGGAACUGUGGACAACUUGCUGGGACCAGAGGAUCCUACCAUAGCCACUCUAAGACAGCAGUAUGCUGUUGUAAGGCCCAUUUGCUUAGAAUGUUUCAAUGAUGGAAAGGCACCUAAGACAUGGGGGGCCCAAAAUAUGAGAAAGAAAAGAAAGGUGUAAAGUUCACCAAGUACUUGGAACAGUUACUAUCAUUUCAGUUCAGUUUUGUUAUGCUAUUACCUGACAGCUAAGUAUUUCUGCUGCAGUCAUUACUGUAUUAAAGUUCCUCCCACCACUGUAUGAUGUUACAGAACUAUGUGCCACCUAGCAGUUAAAGUUAGUCUGUUUUGUGUCUGUUGCAGGGUGAGUGAAGCAGAUAAUCUACUAUCCAGUAACAAUGUGUUGGAAGGGGCGUAAAACUGAUAGUGCAAAUUCCAAUGCCUUGUCAUUGAUGUCAUUGAGUAGCAAAUGCUAUGUGGA
Messenger RNA from Branchiostoma belcheri (Belcher's lancelet), 1258 nucleotides. RefSeq lists its product as uncharacterized. Bases 155 to 958 code for a protein of 267 amino acids. The record is from RefSeq and is a predicted model, not a curated record. The transcript has 4 exons. Lineage: Eukaryota; Metazoa; Chordata; Leptocardii; Amphioxiformes; Branchiostomatidae.